AUGGCGGGUGGCGCCGGCCGGGAGGGCCUCGGGGCCGGGGGGCGAGACCCGAACCCGAACCCGGACCCGGACCCGGCUUCGACUCCGACGUGGGCUCUGGCGCCGAUCCCAGCACCGAUCCCGGCCUCGACACCCUCUUUAUCUCUGGCCUCGGAGUCUCUGCAACCCCUGCAGGACCUGACCGGCGAUGGAGGGGUGCGCAAGGAGCAGCUCCGCCCCGGCAGCGGGCAGCCCGUGCCCCCAUCCGCCUCCGUGGCAGUGAAGUACUCUGGGUACCUAGGAAAUUGGAAUAAGCUCUUCUGUUCAAAUGGGAACAGCAAGUAUCCAAGGCUGAUGAAACUUGGAAAAGACAUCACCCUGUGGGGGCUGGAGAUCGGGCUGCUGUCCAUGACCAAAGGAGAGGCUGCACUGUUCGUCCUCACUCCGGAAUACGCCUAUGGCCAGCGGGGCUGUCCUCCCUCCAUCCCCCCAAACACCACGGUCCUCUUCAAGGUGGAGGUGUUGGACUUCAUAGACUCAGAGGAGUGCGACACCUUCUUUGAGUUGACUUGCGAACAGCGGGAUAGACUUCCUCUAGAAAAGGUGUUGAAAGUGGCAGCGACAGAGAGAGAGUUUGGCAACUACUUCUUCUAUAAGCAGCGCUUCAAGAUUGCCAAGGACAGAUACAAGAGGGCACUCUCCAUCCUGGGUCGCAGCUCUUCCAGUAAGACAGAGCAGAGCCAGAUCAACGCUUCCAAACUGCUGCUGUUCCUGAAUCUCUCACUCACUUACCUGAAACUGGAACGUGCUGACCGAGCUUUGAAAUACGGGGAGUUGGCCUUGGAGAUGGACCAAGGAAAUGCCAAAGCGCUCUUCAGGUGUGGCCAGGCUUGCCUCUACAUGAGGGAGUACAGCAAAUCCCGGGAUUUCCUGGCCAGAGCUCAGUGCAUCCAACCCUUCAACCGUGAUAUCAACAAUGAGCUGAAGAAGUUAGCAAGAUUCUUGCCAAAAUCUCCUGGAGAACAACAGGCGGAAUCCAAGGUGAGAGAUACUACAAGGAGUACAUGAAAAUGGAGAAAGAAAUGUGCUGCCAGAUGUUUGACCCUCUCAAUUCUUAUGGCUGAGAAGAAAUCAAGGACUGUUGCAGCUGUCCACCUUUUGGCACAUGGAGAUCUCAGCAUCACAUACAAGUUUUGGGAAAAGGGGCAGGAGCACUGUCUUACUUCAAGAGACUGAAGUGAAGGUUCAGUGUUUAUACACAACCUGAUUUUCCUGAAGUUUGGUUUGUUUGCUAUGUUUUGAGGCAGUUUCCAGAAUAAUUGAAUCCAUGCUGUUGGAGAGAGGAAUGGGUCUGUGUAAAUUCCUUCUCUUCUCCCAUGCACACUGUUUGAAGAAAACUUUUUCCUGAUGUCCUGCCUCUUGCAGAUAGAUGCCAGGCUGCUUUCAGGAAAUUUGUAAGGGGGAGGAGGAUGCCAUGAAGUUUUCUAUUUACACAGGUUGUUCUUAAAAAAAAUAUGUUUGAUAUUUUUGUUCUGAGGAAAUAAACCAACCUGAACAUUAAA
Molecule: messenger RNA, 1541 nt
Organism: Agelaius phoeniceus (red-winged blackbird)
Lineage: Eukaryota; Metazoa; Chordata; Aves; Passeriformes; Icteridae
Source: RefSeq, a predicted model, not a curated record